CCCGAGGCCAGAGCCCCAGACAGCGCCGACAGUGCGCUCCUCCACCCUCCCAGCGCCACCGGCCUCGCCCAUGUCUCAGUACGCGCCCAGUUCGGACUUCAAGAGGGCUUUGGACAGCAGUCCCGAGGCCAACACUGAGGAUGACAAGACCGAGGAGGACGUGCCCAUGCCCAAGAACUACCUGUGGCUCACCAUCGUCUCAUGUUUUUGCCCCGCGUACCCCAUCAACAUCGUGGCUUUGGUCUUCUCCAUCAUGUCUCUAAACAGCUACAACGAAGGAGACUAUGAAGGAUCCAAGCGGCUUGGGCGGAAUGCCAAAUGGGUAGCCAUCGCCUCCAUCAUCAUUGGCCUUCUCAUCAUCGGCAUUUCUUGUGCCGUUCACUUCACGAGGAAGUAA
Molecule: messenger RNA, 397 nt
Organism: Tupaia belangeri chinensis (Chinese tree shrew)
Lineage: Eukaryota; Metazoa; Chordata; Mammalia; Scandentia; Tupaiidae
Gene: TMEM233
Product: transmembrane protein 233
Exons: 2
Coding region: 71-397 (108 amino acids)
Cellular component (GO): membrane
Source: RefSeq, a predicted model, not a curated record